GAAUUCCAUUGUUACAUUCCUGUGGACUUUUUUAGGGAAGCAUUUAAUUUGUCAUUUAUGACUUUUAGAAAUGUUGAAGGGUAAUUACACCUUCGAUAUUGUUUGUUUGUCCAGAAAAGCUCUGUGACAUUUAUAUUCAUGCUCAGAUGCUAUUUAAAGGGUUCUCUAUUAUCCCUACAAAUAAAGGAGAAAAAAACCCCGAGUAAAGUCAAUGCUGACAUAACUAGCUUGUUUUAAACUCAUCAUUGGAAUGAGAAGAAAUGUUAUUGGGUGUAAAAAGCUUGGGCUUUGGAAUCAGAUGGAUCAGAGCUCAAAUUCUAGAUAGGUGGUUUAUUUAGGAUGAUCAUAUAAUUUGCUAUCCACAUAAGGGUACUUGCAAGAGUAAAACAGAUCAGUAAAAAUGAUUAGUAGGUAUACAUAUAUGUUGGAACUGUUAACUAGCUCUGUGUCAUUGAACAAGUUAUUAAAAUUUGUUUCAGCUUUUAAAAAAAUCUCUCAAAGGGCUACUAAUAGCCUCUGGGAGACAUUUUCAUAAGCAUUAGACACAGUGUAUGACUCAGUACUGGCACAACAAUGCUCAACGGAUGGCAACUAGUAACCACCACAGAAAAGCCUGCCUCAGUAUUAGCUGUAGCUGCUGUCUCUCCCCAAGAACAUCACUCUUCAGAUUAAGCCACUACUCUGCCUGGUUUUCAACAGUGUAUUUAUCUUCUCAAGGUGAUAAAGAAUAAAGAGUCAUGAUCAAGGUCACAUUAGAGAUCAGCCAACUAGGUCUAUCGCCCAUCACCAUUCUCAGCUUUUCCAGCCAGUAAAAUUAUUCCUCACCGAUCAAUCAGUUUUGUCCUCCUUAUCAGGUCUCUCCCUUUCUAAGAGUGGUUUGGCCAUGUUUACCUUAGUAUUGUAUAAUUUUAGAUCUAUCAAGCUGUGCAGGGAGAUGUGGGGAAGGGUAUUCUAGAGAUGCCACCUGCAACUGUGACUAUAAUUGUCAACACUACAUGGAGUGCUGUCCUGAUUUCAAGAAAGUCUGCACCACAGAGCUUUCCUGUAAAGGCCGCUGCUUCGAGUCCUUUGCCCGAGGCAGGGAAUGUGACUGCGACACCCAGUGUGAGAAGUAUGGCAAGUGCUGUCCAGAUUAUAGCAGUUUCUGUGCAGAAGUGCACAAUCCCACAUCACCACCUUCAAAGACUGCACCUCCUCCUCCAAGAGCAUCUCAAACCAUCAAAUCAACCACCAAACGUUCACCCAAAUCACCAAAAAAGAAGAAGAUUAAGAAAGUUGUAGAAUCAGAGGAAAUAACAGAAGAACAUUCUGUUUCUGAAAACCAAGAGUCUUCCUCCUCCUCUUCUUCCUCUUCAACUAUUCGGAAAAUCAAGUCUUCCAAAAAUUCAGCUGCUAAUAGAGAAUUACAGAAGAAACCCAAAGUAAAAGAUAAGAAGAAAAGAACUCCUAAAAAGGAACCUAACCCAGAACCACCAGUUGUAGAUGACACUGGAAGUGGACAGGACAGUGGUGACUCCAAGCCCACCCCAGCUCCUGAUGUUGCUACCACCCAACGCAAUAAAGUAACCACAUCUCCCAAGAGUACAACAGUAAAACCAAUAAAUCCUAAACCCAGUCUUCCACCUAAUUCUGAUACAACCAAGGAGACACCUUCAUCAGCCAAUGAAGAGAUAACAGUUGAAACUAAAGAGUCUACUGAAACAAAUAAACAGACUUCCACUAGUGCAAAAGAAAAGACAACUUCAGCCGAAGAGACACGGAGUGUCACGGAGAAAACAUCUGCUAGAGAUUCUGUACCCACAUCUGAAGUUCCUGCUAAACCUACAUCCAAAGCUGAAACUACAACCAAAGCUUCUGCUGUGACCACCCCCAAUAAGCCUACCUCCACAACACUCAAGGAAACAACUCCUACCAGGUCCAAGGGAGCUGGACCUACUACUAAGAAGCCGGUACCCACUACUACCAAGGAACCAGGUCCCACCGCCCCGAAGGAGCCUGCACCAACCAAGGAACCAGUUCCCACCACCCCGAAGGAGCCUGCACCAACCACCACCAAGGAACCAGGUCCCACCACUCCCAAGGAAUCUCCACCCACUACAUCCAAAGAGCCACCCCCCACUACGUCUAAGGAGGCAGUCCCCACUACCCCUGAGAAGCCUGCCCCAGCUACUUAUAUGACAUCAGCUCCAACCACCACCAUGAAGCCUCCCACUACACCAAACACAUCUGUUGAAGCAACUCCUGAGUUUUCUUUAGAACCCACACCAAAAGCUCUUAACGAAAGUCCCAAGGAGCCUGCUAUACUGACAACUGAGACUCCUGCAGUGACCAAACCUGAAAUGACCACAACAGCUAAAGACAAGACAACAGAAAAAGAAAUACAUCCUACAUCUGAAAUUACAACUGAUGCACUCAAGAUUACAACAAAAGAGACAGCAACUAUAGCAGAAAAGUCUGACUCCAAAAUAACAAGUACCACCACACAAGUAACAUCUACAACUCAAGAUACUACACCAUUCAAAAUUACUUUGAAAGCAACAACUUUUGCACCCAAAGUAACUACUACAACUGAAGAGACUAUGAACAAACCUGAAGAAACAACCACUGGACCAAAAGAUAUACCUACUAAUUCUAAAGCAACAACUCCAAAACCUCAGAAGCCAACCAAAGCACCCAAAAAGCCUUCUACCAAAAAGCCAACUAAAGCACCCAAAAAGCCUAUUUCUACCAAAAAGCCAAGCAUACCUAAAGUGCGAAAACCAAAGACUACACCAACUCCCUCAAAGAUGACAACAAUGUCUGAAAUGAACCCUACCUCUUUGGCAAAAUACAUAAUCCAAACCACCACUAGUCCUAACCAGACUCCACAUUCAGAAAUAGCUGAAGGAAAUCCAAAAAAUCCAAAUGAAGAUGUAGUUGGCACUGAAGGAGAAAAGCUUCACAUGAUUCCCAGGCCUCAUGUGUUAACUCCUAUCACUAGUCCAGGCAUUGAUCACUUAGUGAGACUACCCAAUCAAGGGAUUAACAUCAACUCCAUGCUUUCAGAUGAGACCAAUUUAUGCAAUGGUAAGCCAGUAGAUGGACUGACUACUUUGUACAAUGGUACAUUAGUUGCAUUUCGAGGUCAUUAUUUCUGGAUGCUAAAUCCAUUCAGACCACCAUCUCCAGCUCGAAGAAUUACCGAAGUCUGGGGUAUCCCUUCCCCCAUUGAUACUGUUUUUACUAGAUGCAAUUGUGAAGGAAAAACUUUCUUCUUUAAGGAUUCCCAGUACUGGCGUUUCACCAAUGAUAUAAAAGAUCCAGGGUAUCCUAAAUUAAUUGCAAAAGGAUUUGGAGGACUAUCGGGAAAAAUAGUGGCAGCUCUUUCAGUAGCUAAAUACAAGAACAGACCCGAAUCUGUGUAUUUUUUCAAGAGAGGUGGUAAUAUUCAGCAGUAUACUUAUAAACAGGAGCCUAUCAAAAAGUGCACUGGAAGAAGGCCUGCUAUAAAUUAUUCAGUGUAUGGAGAACCAGCACAGGUUCGGAGACGUCGCUUUGAACGGGCGGUAGGACCUUCUCAAACACACACCAUCAGAAUUCACUAUUCUCCUGUCAGAGUUGCUUAUCAAGACAAAGCAGGUUUCCUCCAUAAUGAAGUUAAAGUGAGUACAAUGUGGAGAGGAUUUCCAAAUGUGGUUACCUCAGCUAUAACACUGCCCAACAUUAGAAAACCUGAUGGCUAUGAUUACUAUGCCUUUUCUAAUGAUCAAUACUAUAACAUCGAUGUGCCUAGUAGAACAGCAAGAGCAAUUACGACUCGUUCUGGGCAGACACUCUCCAAAGUCUGGUACAACUGUCCUUAGACUGAUGAACAAAGAAGAGUCAACUAAUUAAAACAAAGAAAAGAUGAUAAAUUUUGACACUGAAAUACAAUUUAUUAAUAAAGAAUGUUGAAAUGAA
This is a messenger RNA of Heterocephalus glaber (naked mole-rat), 3939 nucleotides long. NCBI's taxonomy places the organism in Eukaryota, Metazoa, Chordata, Mammalia, Rodentia, Bathyergidae. The record is from RefSeq and is a predicted model, not a curated record.